This is a messenger RNA of Salmo salar (Atlantic salmon), 1303 nucleotides long. It is a transcript of the gene vcpkmt, whose product is annotated as valosin containing protein lysine (K) methyltransferase. Gene Ontology annotation, biological process: peptidyl-lysine trimethylation. Gene Ontology annotation, cellular component: protein-containing complex; cytosol. The record is from RefSeq and is marked provisional. NCBI's taxonomy places the organism in Eukaryota, Metazoa, Chordata, Actinopteri, Salmoniformes, Salmonidae.
GAAGAAAAGAUGGCGGAGCAUACGUUACACCACAAUAAUUAUUUUACAAGAGACGUUGAGAAAAACGACGGAUCUGUCUUGAAAAUCAAACAGUGCUUUAAAGGAGACGUCGGUUGUGUGGUGUGGGAUGCAGCAAUCGUCCUGUCAAAAUAUUUAGAAACUAAAACGUUGUAUGACCCUUGCUCGGGCGUGAACAUGUGGGCUAGCAAAAACAUUCUAGAGUUAGGAGCAGGAACAGGAGUAGUGGGCCUUAUGGCAGCAUCUUUGGGAGCUCAGGUUACUGUGACGGACCUCGAGGACCUGCAGUCUCUACUCCAAGUCAAUAUCCAAGACAACCAGGAACUUGUCAGCAGUGGAUCCAUCGAAGCCAAGGUACUAAAAUGGGGUGAAAAUGUGUCAGAGUUUCUACCACACCCACAUUUUAUCCUGAUGGCAGACUGCAUCUAUUAUGAACAGUCCGUGAAGCCACUGGUGGAAACCCUGAAGCACCUGGUUGGACCAGAGACCACCAUCAUAUGCUGCUAUGAGCAACGCACAGUGGGUGUCAACCCCAAAGUGGAGAAACAAUUUUUUGAGUUGCUGCUACAAGACUUCCAGUCUGAGGAGAUCCCUUUGAACAAGCAGGACCCUGAGUAUAACAGUCCUGACAUCCGAAUCCUUCACAUUCGCAGAGCUGUCUGAGUGAAUGUCUUGUGUAUAUGUGGUUGUCAGGGUUGUGGUAUACAAAUAAUUUAAUUGCACCCCUAAGGAGAAAUGUCAUGUACAGUUCAUGGGAGUUUAAAUCGAAUGGACCCCAGGGGAGAGCACUAAUGUUGAAAGAACUCAUUUGAAAAUCCUUUAUCGAUAUAUCCAUGUCUCAGUACGGACUAUGAGUUUUACCAGACUGUGAUACUCAUUGCACCAUGAUUCUAAAACAAAUCCCAGUUAGAGGUAGACUCCACGAUGUGACUUAGGUGCACAAAGUAAACAGCAUAGUGGAUCAAUUUCCACAGCAACUAAGAGUGUUGAAGCGUGUGGCUAAACUUAUCAGCUGUUUUGGUCCCAUACAGCGAGAUGCAAACUCAUACACAUGUGCAGAUACUGUGUGUGACUGUGGGAGCAAAUUCUUGCACCUCGCUUAUUGCAAUAUAUGUGGUGCUGAACGUGGCAAUGUAAUUUCGCUGGGUCUACCUUUGAAAAGGAAAAGAAAACAUUCUCCUUCAGAACAUGGUUUUCUCAUUGCAGUAUUUAACUGUUGGAACACAUUUGUGGGAUGAUUAAGUUAAUGAAAUAUAAUUUUAGCUAAUUAAAGUAUGUCAAAUAC